AUGACAGCAAUCAAGCAUGCGUUACAAAGAGACAUUUUUACACCAAAUGAUGAACGCCUGCUGAGUAUUGUCAAUGUCUGCAAAGCAGGAAAAAAGAAAAAGAACUGUUUUUUGUGUGCCACAGUGACAACUGAACGGCCUGUGCAGGUGAAGGUGGUCAAAGUCAAGAAGUCUGAUAAAGGAGAUUUCUACAAAAGGCAGAUCGCUUGGGCCCUUCGAGACCUUGCUGUGGUAGAUGCCAAAGAUGCUAUUAAAGAAAAUCCUGAAUUUGAUUUACAUUUUGAAAAAAUAUAUAAAUGGGUUGCCAGCAGCACUGCUGAAAAGAAUGCAUUUAUUUCAUGCAUUUGGAAAUUGAAUCAACGCUAUCUCCGGAAGAAAAUUGAUUUUGUCAAUGUCAGUUCACAGCUUUUGGAAGAAUCUGUUCCAAGUGGAGAAAACCAGAGUGUGGCAGGAGGUGAUGAAGAAGCAGUAGAUGAAUACCAAGAGUUAAAUGCUCGAGAAGAGCAGGAUAUUGAAAUAAUAAUGGAAGGCUGUGAAUAUGCAAUUUCUAAUGCUGAGGCCUUUGCUGAAAGGUUGUCCAGAGAGCUGCAGGUGCUAGAUGGGGCUAACAUCCAGUCAAUCAUGGCCUCUGAAAAACAAGUGAACAUCCUGAUGAAGCUUUUGGAUGAGGCUCUACAGGAGGUAGAUCAGAUUGAAUUUAAACUCAGCAGUUAUGAGGAAAUGCUCCAAAGUGUGAAAGAACAAAUGGACCAGAUCUCUGAAAGCAACCACCUAAUUCACCUUAGUAACACUAAUAAUGUAAAACUCCUGUCUGAGAUAGAGUUCCUUGUGAACCAUAUGGACUUGGCCAAAGGUCAUAUAAAGGCCCUUCAGGAAGGAGAUCUUGCUUCUUCUAGAGGCAUUGAGGCCUGCACCAAUGCCGCCGAUGCCCUUCUGCAGUGCAUGAAUGUAGCUCUUCGACCAGGCCAUGACAUGCUCCUGGCAGUCAAACAGCAGCAGCAGCGCUUCAGUGAUUUGCGAGAGCAUUUUGCCCGGAGAUUGGCCAGUCACCUCAACAAUGUUUUCGUUCAACAGGGUCAUGAUCAGAGUUCAACUCUUGCUCAACACUCUAUUGAACUGACUUUACCCAAUCAUCAUCCAUUUCAUAGAGACUUGCUCCGAUAUGCCAAGCUGAUGGAGUGGCUGAAGAGUACAGAUUACGGAAAAUAUGAGGGACUGACAAAGAAUUACAUGGAUUAUUUAUCACGACUGUAUGAAAGAGAAAUUAAAGAUUUCUUUGAAGUUGCAAAGAUCAAGAUGACUGGCACAACUAAAGAAAGCAAGAAGUUUGGUCUUCAUGGAAGUUCUGGGAAAUUAACUGGAUCUACUUCUAGUCUAAACAAACUCAGUGUUCAGCCUUCAGGGAAUCGCAGAUCUCAGUCAUCUUCCUUGUUGGAUAUGGGAAACAUGUCUACUUCUGAUCUCGAUGUUGCGGACAGAACCAAAUUUGAUAAGAUCUUUGAACAGGUACUCAGUGAACUGGAGCCCCUGUGCCUAGCAGAACAGGACUUCAUAAGUAAAUUUUUCAAACUACAGCAACAUCAAAGUAUGCCUGGAACUGUGACUGAAGCAGAUGACCUAGAUGGAGGAACGUCAUCAAGGCAACAUAUUUCUGGCACACCAUUGCCCGUUUCAUCUGAGAAAGAUAUGAUCCGCCAAAUGAUGACUAAAAUAUUUCGCUGCAUUGAGCCGGAACUGAACAACCUAAUUGCAUUAGGAGACAAAAUUGAUAGCUUUAACUCCCUUUACAUGCUAGUGAAAAUGAGUCAUCAUGUGUGGACUGCACAAAAUGUGGACCCUGCUUCUUUUCUGAGCACUACAUUGGGAAAUGUUUUGGUGACUGUCAAAAGGAACUUUGACAAAUGCAUUAGUAACCAAAUAAGGCAAAUGGAAGAAGUAAAAAUCUCAAAGAAGAGUAAAGUAGGAAUUCUUCCAUUUGUUGCUGAAUUUGAAGAAUUUGCUGGGCUUGCAGAAUCAAUCUUCAAAAAUGCUGAGCGUCGUGGAGAUCUAGAUAAAGCAUAUACUAAGCUUAUCAGAGGAGUAUUUGUUAACGUGGAGAAAGUAGCUAAUGAAAGCCAGAAGACCCCGAGGGAUGUAGUUAUGAUGGAAAACUUUCACCAUAUUUUUGCAACACUUUCUCGUUUGAAAAUCUCAUGUCUAGAAGCUGAGAAAAAAGAAGCCAAACAAAAAUACACAGAUCACCUGCAAUCUUAUGUCAUUUACUCUUUAGGACAACCUCUUGAAAAACUAAAUCAUUUCUUUGAAGGCGUUGAAGCUCGUGUAGCACAGGGUAUAAGAGAGGAAGAAGUAAGCUAUCAACUUGCGUUUAACAAACAAGAACUUCGUAAAGUCAUUAAAGAAUAUCCUGGAAAGGAAGUGAAAAAAGGUCUAGAUAACCUCUACAAGAAGGUUGAUAAACAUUUAUGUGAAGAGGAGAAUUUACUUCAGGUGGUGUGGCACUCCAUGCAGGAUGAAUUUAUACGCCAGUAUAAGCACUUUGAAGGUUUGAUAGCUCGCUGUUAUCCUGGAUCUGGUGUUACAAUGGAAUUCACUAUUCAAGACAUUCUGGAUUAUUGCUCCAGCAUUGCACAGUCUCACUAA
Pipistrellus nathusii (Nathusius's pipistrelle) is the source of this 2640-nucleotide messenger RNA. NCBI's taxonomy places the organism in Eukaryota, Metazoa, Chordata, Mammalia, Chiroptera, Vespertilionidae. The record is from the annotation of a GenBank genome assembly.